Messenger RNA from Annulohypoxylon maeteangense, 1731 nucleotides. Its product is annotated as major facilitator superfamily domain-containing protein. Gene Ontology annotation, biological process: transmembrane transport. The coding region runs from base 1 to 1731 and encodes 576 amino acids. The record is from RefSeq and is a predicted model, not a curated record. The transcript has 2 exons. NCBI's taxonomy places the organism in Eukaryota, Fungi, Ascomycota, Sordariomycetes, Xylariales, Hypoxylaceae. Gene Ontology annotation, molecular function: transmembrane transporter activity.
AUGGAUCAGGAGACGACGAGUGCUAAUCCCGUUCCCAAAAGAGCAGAAGGGGAAGAUACGACACGGGAGAUAGAAGCCGGAGAAGUAGCGGAUCCGGUCGACAAAACGGAGCGCAGCUUUAGGUUCUGGGCUAUUAUUGUCGGCCUCGGCAUCACUACACUCCUAGGGGCACUAGAGAACACCGUUAUCGUGACUGCGGCGCCGUCCAUAUUGGCCGAAUUACCCCUUGGUGAUAAUUGGGUGUGGGUUACGAAUGCCUUCUUUCUCUGCAGUGCUGCGUUUCAACCUUUCCUCGGCCAGCUCUGCAAUGUCUUCGGUCGACGAUGGGUUACGUUAUGCAUCGUUGUCAUAUUUAUCCUCGGAAGCGGCAUAUGCGGUGGUGCAACCACCGGCAAUAUGUUGAUUGCCGGACGAGCUGUCCAGGGAGUCGGAUCAGGGGGUAUCGCUAUGGUGUUUGACAUCAUUGUUUCCGACUUGGUACCCCUACGCCGGCGGGGAAACUACAUCGCUGUGAUAUUAAUCAUAUAUAGCAUCGGGACGACGCUGGGUCCGUUCAUCGGAGGUGCCAUUGCCGAUACAGGUAACUGGCGUUGGGUCUUCUACAUAAACCUACCCGUUGGCGGCGUCUCGUUUGCGACCUUGUUUUUCUUCCUACACGUUAACUAUAGUCGCGAACAAGAUUGGGUGGCCCGACUGAAGCGCAUCGAUUAUUUAGGCAAUGCAAUCCUUGUUGCUAGUAGCGCCGCGAUCCUCGUCGCGCUUACUUAUGCAGGGACGCGGUACGCGUGGUCAUCAUGGCACACACUUGUACCGCUGCUCCUAGGUUUCGCGGGCUUCUGCCUCUUCUUUAUAUUCGAGACUAGCCGUUGGGCGCCACAAGAACCGGUAAUCCCUGCACGCCUCUUCACGAAUCGCACGUCCAUCAUCGUUGCGAUCAACACCUUCCUCAACUCGGCUCUUGUCUACUGGAGUCUGUUUUUCCUGCCCGUCUAUUUCCAGUCGGUGCAGUUGGCUAGUCCGAGUCGUGCUGGCGUCUGCUUGAUUCCCUUGGCGUUAUUCACUAUCCCGAGCGCAGCAGUGGGAGCCGCAUUGCUAAGCCGCUUAGGCAAAUACAAAAUGAUUCACAUCGUUGGAUUUUCCUUCUUUAUCAUCGGAAGGGGCUUGUAUACGCUGUUAGACGAGACUACCCCGGUGGGAGAGUGGGUGGUGUAUCAGCUCCUCUCAGGUAUAGGAGCUGGAUUACUACUGAAUACGCUUCUUCCAGCUUUCCAAGCACCUUUGAAAGAGUCAGACCAGGCCGCAGCAACGGCAUCUUGGAACUUCAUACGGACGCUAGGAAGUGUCUGGGGAGUUGCAAUUCCGGCCGCCAUCUUUUCCAAUCGCGUAGAUGUCCUCAUAGCUGAAAAUAGUGUGGAGGACCCGCUAGCCAGUAGCCUCCUUGCAAACGGUGGCGCAUAUCAAUAUGCAUCAGCCGACUUUGUAGAACAGUUUUCGCCUACUGUGCAGACGCAGAUCCGUGCUGUCUAUCGGCAGGCCAUUCUACGGGUGUUUGUGGUUAGCUUUGCAUUUAUUGGUCUAGCAUGGUUGUUGGCGUUAUUCGAGAAGGAUGUGCCAUUGCGUAAGGUGCUAGAAACCGAGUAUGGCUUAGAACAGAAAGAAGAGCAGGCUACUAGCACCGAGAGUCUGAGUGAUGACCCGACCGAAGCGGGGCAGAGAGGCACUGUAAAAUGA